Molecule: messenger RNA, 324 nt
Organism: Monascus purpureus
Lineage: Eukaryota; Fungi; Ascomycota; Eurotiomycetes; Eurotiales; Aspergillaceae
Source: the annotation of a GenBank genome assembly
AUGCUUAGCCAGACACAAGCGUUAUGUAUGGCUUUUGAUAGUGUCCCGUCUCCUGAAUUCUCCUGGGUAGUAUUCUGCACCCCUGCUGAACCCUCGAUGGGGCAGGAUGAGCAGGAUGAACAGGAUCAGGGCGAAUUUGCUAAGCCUCAUUAUCCUGUGCUGCGCUCACAUAUCCCUGGCAGCCAGUCCUUUCCUUCCUUUCCCUCCCACCAGGCCACAGGGAUCAUAGUUGUCCACAGGGAGGGUUACGUUGUGAAAUGCCGAUCAUCUUUAUGUCUGACAAGUGUUUGUGUUUGGUUGGCUGACACACUGGAUGAAAGGUGA